AUGCUGCAGCGAUCAAACCACUGCAGCCUCCGCCUCAUCAUCCUUGAGCAAGGCGCGCGCGUGGACCAAGGCGCGGGCGCGGACCAAGGCGCGGGCGCGCGGACCAAGGCGCGCGGGCGCGCGGACCAAGGCGCGCGGGCGCGCGGACCAAGGCGCGCGCAAGCGCGGACCAAGGCGCGCGCGCGCGCGGACCAAGGCGCGCGCGCGCGCGGACCAAGGCGCGCGCGCGGACCAAGGCGCGCGCGGAGACCAAGGCGCGCGUCCGCGCGCGCGGACCAAGGCGCGAGCGCGGACCAGGGCGCGCGCGCGGACCAGGGCGCGCGCGCGGACCAGGGCGCGCGCGCGGACCAGGGCGCGCGCGCGGACCAGGGCGCGCGCGCGGACCAGGGCGCGCGCGCGGACCAGGGCGCGCGCGCGGACCUGGGCGCGCGCGCGGACCUGGGCGCGCGCGCGGACCUGGGCGCGCGCGCGGACCGAGGCGCGCGCGCGGACCGAGGCGCGCGCGCGGACCGAGGCGCGCGCGCGGACCCAGGCGCGCGCGCGGACCCAGGCGCCCGCGCGCGGACCCAGGCGCGCGCGCGCGGACCAAGGCGCGCGCAGCGCGGACCAAGGCGCGCGCGCGCGGACCAAGGCGCGCGCGCGCGGACCAAGGCGCGCGCGCGCGGACCAAGGCGCGCGCGCGCGGACCAAGGCGCGCGCGCGGACCAAGGCGCGAGCGCGGACCAAGGCGCGCGCCGCGGACCAAGGCGCGCGCGCGGACCAAGGCGCGCGCACGGACCAAGGCGCGCGCGCGGGACCAAGGCGCGCGCGCGGACCACGUCGCGCGCGCGGACCACGGCGCUCGCGCGGACCACGGCGCGCGCGCGGACCACGGCGCGCGCGCGGACCACGGGGCGCGCGCGGACCACGGCGCGCGCGCGGACCACGGCGCGCGCGCGGACCAAGGCGCGCGCGCGGACCAAGGCGCGCGCGCGGACCAAGGCGCGCGCGCGGACCAAGGCGCGCGCGCGGACCACGGCGAGCGCGCGAGCCACGGCACGCGCGUGGACCAAGGCGCGCGCGUGGACCAAGGCGCGCGCGUGGACCAAGGCGCGCGCGCGGACCAAGGCGCGCGCGCGGACCAAGGCGCGCGCGCGGACCAAGGCGCGCGCGUGGACCAAGGAGCGCGCGCGGACCAAGGAGCGCGCGCGGACCAAGGCGCGCACGCGGACCAAGGCGCGCGCGCGGACCAAGGCGCGCGCGCGGACCACGGCGCGCGCGCGAGCCAGGGCGCACGCGCGAGCCACAGCGCGCGCGAGCCACGGCAAGCGAGCGAGCCAAGGCGCGCGCGCGGGCCAAGGCGCGCGCGCGGGCCAAGGCGCGCGCGCGGACCAGGGCGCGCGCGCGGACCAGGGCGCGCGCGCGGACCAGGGCGCGCGCGCGGACCAGGGCGCGCGCGCGGACCAGGGCGCGCGCGCGGACCAGGGCGCGCGCGCGGACCAGGGCGCGCGCGCGGACCAGGGCGCGCGCGCGGACCAGGGCGCGCGCGCGGACCAAGGCGCGCGCGCGGACCAAGGCGCGCGCGCGGACCACAGCGCGCGCGCGGACCACGGCGCGCGCGCGGACCAUGGCGAGCGCGCGAGCCACGGCGCGCGCGUGGACCAAGGCGCGCGCGUGGACCAAGGCGCGAGCUCGGACCAAGGAGCGCGCGCGGACCAAGGCGCGCGCGCGGACCAAGGCGCGCGCGCGGACCAAGGCGCGCGCGUGGACCAAGGCGCGCGCGUGGACCAAGGCGCGCCCGUGGACCAAGGCGCGCGCGCGGACCAAGUCCCGCGCGUGGACCAAGGCGCGCGCGCGGACCAAGGCGCGCGCGCGGACCAAGGCGCGCGCGUGGACCAAGGCGCGCGCGUGGACCAAGGCGCGCGCGGACCAAGGCGCGCGCGGACCAAGGCGCGCGCGGACCAAGGCGCGCGCGCGGACCAAGGCGUGCGCGCGGAACAAGGCGCGCGCGCGGACCAAGGCGCGCGCGCGGACCAAGGCGCGCGCGUGGACCAAGGCGCGCGCGGACCCAGGCGCGCGCGCGGACCGAGGCGCGCGCGUGGACCGAGGCGCGCGCGUGGACCCAGGCGCGAGCGGACCAAGGCGCGCGCGCGGACCAAGGCGCGCGCGCGGACCAAGGCGCGCGCGCCGAACAAGGCGCGCGCGCGGACCAAGGCGCGCGCGCGGACCAAGGCGCGCGCGUGGACGAAGGCGCGCGCGGACCAAGGCGCGCGCGGACCAAGGCGCGCGCGCGGACCAUGGCGCGCGCGCGGACCAAGGCGCGCGCGCGGACCAAGGCGCGCGCGCGGACCAAGGCGCGCGCGCGGACCAAGGCGCGCGCGCGGACCAAGGCGCGCGCGCGGACCAAGGCGCGCGCGCGGACCAAGGCGCGCGCGCGGACCAAGGCGCGCGCGCGGACCAAGGCGCGCGCGCGGACCAAGGCGCGCGCGCGGACCAAGGCGCGCGCCGGACCAAGGCGCGCGCGAGGACCAAGGCGCGCGCGAGGACCAAGUCGCGCGCGCGGACCAAGGCGCGCGCGCGGACCAAGGCGCGCGCGCGGACCAAGUCCCGCGCGCGGACCAAGUCGCGCGCGCGGACCAAGGCGCGCGCGCGGACCAAGGCGCGCGCGCGGACCAAGGCGCGCGCGCGGACCAAGGCGCGCGCGCGGACCACGGCGAGCGCGCGAGCCACGGCGCGCGCACGGCGCGCGCUCGGACCACAGCGCGCGCUCGGACCAAGGCGCGCGCGCGGACCAAGGCGCGCGCGCGGACCAAGGCGCGCGCGCGGACCAAGGCGCGCGCGCAGACCAAGGCGCGCGCGCGGACCAAGGCGCGCGCGCGGACCAAGGCGCGCGCGCGGAACCACGGCGAGCGCGCGAGCCACGGCGCGCGCGUGGACCAAGGCGCGCGCUCAGACCAAGGCGCGCGCGAGGACCAAGGCGCGCGCGCGGACCAAGGCGCGCGCGUGGACCAAGGUGCGUGCGUGGAUCAAGGCGCGCUCGUGGACCAAGGCGAGCGCGCGGACCAAGUCGCGCGCGUGUACCAAGUCCCGCGCGUGGACCAAGGCGCGCGCGCGGACCAAGGCGCGCGCGUGGACCAAGGCGCGCGCGUGGACCAAGGCGCGCGAGGACCAAGGAGCGCGGGGACCAAGGCGCGCGCGCGGUACAAGGCGCGCGCGCGGAACAAGGCGCGCGCGCGGACCAAGGCGCGCGCGCGGACCAAGGCGCGCGCGCGGACCAAGGCGCGCGCGCGGACCAAGGCGCGCGCGCGGACCAAGGCGCGCGCGCGGACCAAGGCGCGCGCGCGGACCAAGGCGCGCGCGCGGACCACGGCGAGCGCGCGAGCCACGGCGCGCGCGUGGACCAAGGCGCGCGCUCAGACCAAGGCGCGCGCGAGGACCAAGGCGCGCGCGCGGACCAAGGCGCGCGCGUGGACCAAGGUGCGCGCGCGCGUGGACCAAGGCGCGCGCGUGGACCAAGGCGCGCGAGGACCAAGGAGCGCGGGGACCAAGGCGCGCGCGCGGUACAAGGCGCGCGCGCGGAACAAGGCGCGCGCGCGGACCAAGGCGCGCGCGCGGACCAAGGCGCGCGCGCGGACCAAGGCGCGCGCGCGGACCAAGGCGCGCGCGCGGACCAAGGCGCGCGCGCGGACCAAGGCGCGCGCAGCGGACCAAGGCGCGCGCGCGGACCAAGGCGCGCGCGCGGACCAAGGCGCGCGCGCGGACCAAGGCGCGCGCGCGGACCAAGGCGCGCGCGCGGACCAAGUCCCGCGCGCGGAACAAGGCGCGCGCGCGGACCAAGGCGCGCGCGCGGACCAAGGCGCGCGCGCGGACCAAGGCGCGCGUGGACCAAGGCGCGCGCGGACCAAGGCGCGCUCGCGGACCAAGGCGCGCGCGCGGACCAAGGCGCGCGCGCGGACCAAGGCGCGCGCGCGGACCAAGGCGCGCGCGCGGACCAAGGCGCGCGCGCGGACCAAGGCGCGCGCGCGGACCAAGGCGCGCGCGCGGACCAAGGCGCGCGCGCGGACCACGGCGAGCGCGCGAGCCACGGCGCGCGCGUGGACCAAGGCGCGCGCUCAGACCAAGGCGCGCGCGAGGACCAAGGCGCGCGCGCGGACCAAGGCGCGCGCGUGGACCAAGGUGCGUGCGUGGAUCAAGGCGCGCUCGUGGACCAAGGCGAGCGCGCGGACCAAGUCGCGCGCGUGUACCAAGUCCCGCGCGUGGACCAAGGCGCGCGCGCGGACCAAGGCGCGCGCGUGGACCAAGGCGCGCGCGUGGACCAAGGCGCGCGAGGACCAAGGAGCGCGGGGACCAAGGCGCGCGCGGCGGUACAAGGCGCGCGCGCGGAACAAGGCGCGCGCGCGGACCAAGGCGCGCGCGCGGACCAAGGCGCGCCGCGCGGACCAAGGCGCGCGCGCGGACCAAGGCGCGCGCGCGGACCAAGGCGCGCGCGCGGACCAAGGCGCGCGCGCGGACCAAGGCGCGCGCGCGGACCAAGGCGCGCGCGCGGACCAAGGCGCGCGCGCGGACCAAGGCGCGCGCGCGGACCAAGGCGCGCGCGCGGACCAAGCGCGCGCGCGGACCAAGGCGCGCGCGCGGACCAAGGCGCGCGCGCGGACCAAGGCGCGCGCGCGGACCAAGGCGCGCGCGCGGACCAAGGCGCGCGCGCGGACCAAGGCGCGCGCGCGGACCAAGGCGCGCGCGCGGACCAAGGCGCGCGCGCGGACCAAGGCGCGCGCGCGGACCAAGGCGCGCGCGCGGACCAAGGCGCGCGCGCGGACCAAGGCGCGCGCGCGGACCAAGGCGCGCGCGCGGACCAAGGCGCGCGCGCGGACCAAGGCGCGCGCGCGGACCAAGGCGCGCGCGCGGACCAAGGCGCGCGCGGACCAAGGCGCGCGCGCGGACCAAGGCGCGCGCGCGGACCAAGGCGCGCGCGCGGACCAAGGCGCGCGCGCGGACCAAGGCGCGCGCGCGGACCAAGGCGCGCGCGCGGACCACGGCGCGCGCGCGGACCAAGGCGCGCGCGUGGACCAAGUCGCGCGCGUGGACCAAGGCGCGCGCGCGGACCAAGGCGCGCGAGCGGACCAAGUCGCGCGCGCGGACCAAGGCGCGCGCCUGGACCAAGUCGCCACCACUUAG
Molecule: messenger RNA, 5154 nt
Organism: Closterium sp. Naga37s-1
Lineage: Eukaryota; Viridiplantae; Streptophyta; Zygnematophyceae; Desmidiales; Closteriaceae
Source: the annotation of a GenBank genome assembly